AUGGCAGCUACCCUUUGUCGUCCCGAAAAAGGUUAUUAUGAAGCUGACGUCUUACAGGAAACCAUGAAUGCUGGAAUGUCAACCAUCACACGAGACCAUAAUGUCGCCAGCUUCAACAGAAGGCGCCCACCCAUUCGAGACGGUGUCCACGUAGUGGGAAUUGCGGACUUGAAAAAAGGUCAUUCUAUUCCAGAAGUUGGUCUCGGAGAUCCUAAAGACGAUCCGAGACUCGAUCGGCCUGAUACGGAUUUAUCGUUUGAUCCAAUUAUGCGUCCGGUUUGCUCUAAAGAAAAACAAAUUAUUUACGGUGAAAUUCCGGAUAAAGGGCGUGUCGUGUAUCUAAAAAGUAGGGAGCGCACGAUACCGGAGGAGAAGUACUAUUUCAAAGAGUGUAGUGGAUGGGAGUAUGGUUGGAGGUUAAAUGAUAGCUAUUUUAAAAACAAUGCCCCAACGCACGGCCGAGUGUGGCGAUUGACUCGCGACAUAAAGAGCCGCACUGGUCCACACCCAGACCCCAAACAUUAUAAAGAUUCUGAUACACCCGCUGUCACAAAGUGUCUUACAUGA
Messenger RNA from Diatraea saccharalis (sugarcane borer), 567 nucleotides. The record is from the annotation of a GenBank genome assembly. Lineage: Eukaryota; Metazoa; Arthropoda; Insecta; Lepidoptera; Crambidae.